AUGUUAUUUUCAAAACUUGUAUCAGCAACUACUGUUGCUUCCAUGGCUUCAUUGACCAAAGCCUCACUUAUUGGUGGUCAAUUUGAAGAAAGUUUUGACUUUUCAAUAAAUUUACCAAAUCUUUUAGCUGAUGGUGAAUGUUCUCCAAGUGAAAUUGAAAUUUUUGGUAUUCAACAAGACUUAAAUAUUUCUUUUGGUCUUUUAAAGAGAGAUUUGGAACAAGCCCCAAAAACUGAAUUAGUCAAAAGAGCUGAUUUAGUUCCAAAAGCUGAUUUCUCCGUUUCAAAUGUUGAAAAAUUAGCUAAUGAUUUAUUUAAAGUUACUGUUAACUUUGAAACCGUUAUCGCUGCCGAUUUAUUAGGCUUAUUCGGUGUUAAUGCUGGUACUGCUGUUAUCGGUGGUUUAGGUGUAGGUGCAAACGAUGUUCAAUUAAUUGCUGGUGCCGAAUCCGAAGGUAACAUUGGUAACUUAUUCCAAUGGUCUGCUGGUAUUCUUGUUAAUGCUACUGUUCACGGAGACUUAUUCUGUUUACCAGAAGGUUUCUAUAUUGAUAUCAAUAUUGAUGCAGAUGCUGGUAUCGAUAUCCCAUUAUUAGAUGACAUCAAAAAUCUUUUCCCAAGUAACUUCUUAUAUAACUUAGAACAAGAUUUAGCAAAUACUGCUUCAUCAAUCUUAAAGAGAGAAGAAAUUGAAUUCAAACAACAAAUGAGAAGAGAUUUGAUCGACCUCUCUGCUGAAGGUGGUUUAAGUAUUGAUUUAUUAGGUUUAGCUAACCUUGAUAUCAGUGGUUCCCUCGACUUAUCCGUUUUAGGUACCGAUAGUAAUAUCUUACCAAAUUUCUGUUGGUCUGAUUGUGCUUCAUCAUCAUCUGAAACUUCAACUGAAUCUACCGCUUCAUCAUCAGAAGCUGCUUCCUCAUCAGAUGCCUCAUCAGAUUCUUCAUCCGCUGCUGCUUCAUCAGAAGCCGCUUCAUCAACUGACGGUUCAUCCUCUGCUACUGAUGCUUCUUCAGAAUCUUCAUCAGCUCCAACCUCAUCUGAUGAUUCUGGUGUCGAUCUUGGUGACAAUGGUGGUGCUACUGAUGGUGCUUCAAGUACCGAUGAUUCCUCAAACACUGAUGAAUCAUCAACCACCGCCUGUCCAGAAUGUACCGAAUACACCACUACCUUCACUACCACUGAUGCUGAUGGAAACCCAGAAACUGAAACCGGUGU
Messenger RNA from Yamadazyma jaroonii, 1214 nucleotides. Lineage: Eukaryota; Fungi; Ascomycota; Pichiomycetes; Serinales; Debaryomycetaceae. The record is from the annotation of a GenBank genome assembly.